This is a messenger RNA of Aspergillus melleus, 735 nucleotides long. RefSeq lists its product as uncharacterized. Gene Ontology annotation, cellular component: nucleus. Bases 1 to 735 code for a protein of 244 amino acids. The record is from RefSeq and is a predicted model, not a curated record. Gene Ontology annotation, biological process: positive regulation of transcription from RNA polymerase II promoter by galactose. NCBI's taxonomy places the organism in Eukaryota, Fungi, Ascomycota, Eurotiomycetes, Eurotiales, Aspergillaceae. Gene Ontology annotation, molecular function: DNA-binding transcription factor activity, RNA polymerase II-specific; zinc ion binding; RNA polymerase II cis-regulatory region sequence-specific DNA binding. The transcript has 2 exons.
AUGAGCGAACUGGGUCACAGAACAUCUCAGGUGCUCCGGAAGUCGUUCGCGUGCGAUGAGUGCAAACGGCGCAAAGUCCGCUGUUCCGGGGAAGAGAAUUGCUCCAAUUGUCUCCGAGAUGACAAAGCAUGCCGGUACACCUCCCCGUCUCAGCGGCUCUGGUCGCUUCAGAGACGCCUCCACGAAUCGGAGAGAAUACGAAGGGAAAUGGAAAUUGCCUGGAAAGCAUACCUGCCCACGGUUGAUCUGCAAGAGGCAAUCCGUAGCACACGAGGCAGCCCUCCAGACACAGCCGCGACCGUGAAAAGAAAGCGCAAGCUGAGCAACGAAGUGGAGCAUCCUACCGAACAGACCUCGUCGGGCAUCACGGAGCACAGCAAUGCGGAGGACUACGAGUUCGACGAGUCGCAAGACUUUGACAACUCGAUUGACGGCAUGGGCUUCCUGACGGUCGAUCCGCACAAGGCAGGCUAUACUGGUCCGCAGUCUGGCAUCGCCGCCUUGAAGUUUCUGCAGUCGCUUCCGCUUUACCUCCCACUGAAUAGCAUCAACACUCCUUCGUCGCUCGAUGAGGACGGCCUUCCGACCGCAUCUCAGCCAAUCGAGGUAUUGAACCGCUAUAUCGAUGAGUAUUUCUCCCUCUUCCACCCCGCCUAUCCUAUUCUUCAUGAGGGUACUUUCCGUGCUCGAGUUUCGGGUAUGUCUCCCAACGUUGACCAUCUGGAAACGCCCUGA